Messenger RNA from Plasmodium cynomolgi strain B, 1257 nucleotides. RefSeq names its product endoplasmic reticulum oxidoreductin. The record is from RefSeq and is a predicted model, not a curated record. Gene Ontology annotation, biological process: protein folding in endoplasmic reticulum. Bases 1 to 1257 code for a protein of 418 amino acids. The transcript is spliced from 4 exons. Gene Ontology annotation, cellular component: endoplasmic reticulum; endoplasmic reticulum membrane. Gene Ontology annotation, molecular function: FAD binding; protein-disulfide reductase activity; thiol oxidase activity. Lineage: Eukaryota; Apicomplexa; Aconoidasida; Haemosporida; Plasmodiidae.
AUGAAAAUCAUCGUUAUAUCAAUGCUAUUGCCCUUUCUAUUUCUGGGCCUUUUCCUAAAAUCGAAGGAGCAGGAAGUACUCCUAUCUUACGGACAAUUCCUCAAAAAUACCUUUAAAGAAAUAUUACUCUACUUCAACAUAUUCGACAUAGAGUUCCCAGAAAGCUAUGUACAAAAUGAAAAACUUUUAGGACUACACGUAAAGGAUAUUGAAAAGGACGCAUAUACAGUCUUCCCAAUUUUAAAAGAACUAAAACAGAAGGAUUAUUUUCGUAUUUUUAAAGUUAAUCUACACAUACCUUGUAAAUUCCUUAAGGUAAAUGAAAAAUGUAAAGAAAUAAAAAAGUGCAGUGUGUGUGAAUGUCACGAUGAUGAAAUUCCUUACAACUUCCGAACGAAUGAAAUUGAAAUUAUUGAGGAUAAAAUGACUAGUGAAGAUUUGAAGAAAACUUUUAUUGAGAGUAAACUGUACAAGGAUAUCUUAGGCAUUUAUGCUCCCUCCGAUGAGGGCUUCCUGUCUUAUGUGGACUUGGUCUACAACUCCCCCUCCUUCACGGCCUACGAGGGCAGCAACAUCUGGAACAAAAUUUACCGAGAAAACUGCUUCCAGAAAGAGGAAAACAAGUGCCACGAAAUGAAGAGCUUCUAUAAAAUAAUUUCUGGUAUGCAGUCCAACAUAGCCAUUUUAUCAGCUGAGUAUCACUACCUCAAAAACGACUUUGUUUUUGGUGACAUACACACGGAGGAUGUAAUAAAAAGCGACUAUUUUAAGAAGCAGAAUUAUGAAUACAACAUGCAGUUCUUCAAGGAAAAAAUUGCUCUGUACCCGGAGAGGAUCGAGAAUUUGUACUUUACCUUCGCCAUUUUGCUCAGGGCCAUGUGCAGACUUAAGUCCCUUGUCAGUCAGUGCAAGUGUAACUCGGGCCACGCAGAGAACGACAAGGAGGCCCAUAAGGUGCUCAACGACCUGCUGGGCAGCUCCUACUAUUCCUGUUCGUCGGAAAAAUUCCUGGAGCCCAUCUUCCCAACCCAGGGGAAGGAAAUACUAGCCAAAUUUAUGAACAUAACAAAUAUUUUGGACUGCGUGCCCUGCGUGAAGUGUCGCCUGCAUGGCAAGCUGAAGACCACCGCUCUGCAAAUAGCCUUGGUGGAAGGGAUGAGUUACGAGCACAUCGGAUCCCUCGAGCGAAACGAAAUUACGGCGCUCAUAAACUCCUUGUACUACUUCGCCGAUUCGAUUAUCAUCCUAAAUAAGUAA